Molecule: messenger RNA, 739 nt
Organism: Dermatophagoides farinae (American house dust mite)
Lineage: Eukaryota; Metazoa; Arthropoda; Arachnida; Sarcoptiformes; Pyroglyphidae
Source: RefSeq, a predicted model, not a curated record
UUCAUUUCAUUUCAUUAUCGUUCGAAAUCUAAUCUUGAUUUAAUGAUAUAUGUGGUAAAAAUUAAUUAAUCAAGAUUAAAAAUAAAAGAUUCGAUUUCAUUUCAUUUUUCAAAAAAAAAAAAACAACAAAAAAUCAACAGAAAAGACACAAAAAUUAUUAAUGCAUGUAAGACGACGACAACGUAAACGUAAACAAUCAUCAAAACAUCAUGAUGAGCCAAAAUUUUUUGAUCCAGAACGUGCAUCAUAUCUACAAGAAUUAUAUGAUGAAUUCAAGACAACAAAAUGUCAAGAUGCACGUCGACAAACAUUGGCCAAUUUGGCAAAUUUUGCAUAUAAUCCUGAAAAUUAUGGCCAUCUAAUUUCAUCAAUGUCAAUACAUUGUUCAUUUUUACAAUCAAUCAAUUCAGCUGAUGAUUUUAUUGCCAUCAUAUCGAUAAAAGGAUUAUGUAAUAUGGCCAUGCAUCCAAUAGUGGCUGAAUUGAUUGGAAAAAAUGAAUCAUUAAUGAAAAUAUUAUCAUGUAUUGAAUGUAGAAAACAUUUAAUCGAUUUUAUCAUCAAUGGAUUACUUUUAUUAAUAAUCGUCAUCAAAGAAAUGAAUCAACCAAUCGAUGAACAGAUACGAAUUCGAUUGAAAACAAUGAUGACAACAAUAAAUAAUGAAAUUGAUGAUGUUCGUGUUCGAAAUUAUUGUCAUUUGUUGUUAAUGGAUAAUGUUGAUGAUAAUAAAUUAUGCUAA